GUACAGAUAUGAUGUGUGGAGCUACAGUGUUGGGCUGGCUUUUACAGGGGCUCCCAGUGUGACUGCUGCCAGACUGCUUUUACCAACAGAAGUGAAAAAUGUCACUCGGCUCUCUGCUUCUUCAGGUUCCUCCUGCUUUUAUUACCCCGGGAAAGAAGCAGAGCUGGUGAAAGUGGUGUCAUGGGAUCAAAGAAGUGAAAGCUGUCUGGAUGCAUAACAGGUGGUAGACUCACCAUGGGACCUUCUGGGAGAUGACCUUCUUGCUGAAGGAGGUGUCCCUUGGUUCUGUCCUCCUACUUCUUGCUCUCAGAAGGAAACAGUGUAUGAGGCAACUAGGUAUCCCGACUGUGUCCUUUGGGGACAUCUUUCUUCAUAGCUCCACUUGAGUCAUAAAUGCUGUUACAGAAGGUAGAAAAAUCUCUCCCCUCAGGGAAAAUGUGAGGAUGAGAAAGAUUUGAGAUUAGUUCUGUUGGCGUGACACUCCCUCUCCCACAGCUCUCACAAACUGCGCCACAGGAGCCGUGUGAGCUGCGUGUUUCUGGUAAGGCUUAGAUGGCAUUGGCAAGGCCCCAGGGCUGGGGGGGUGACUCUCUGCAAGGCCAAGCUUUCUCAGCCGGUUUGGUCUGUGUGUGGGUGGACUGAUAACCAGAAGUGAGGAUGGGCAGGGGCAGCUGCUGGAUGGAGACAGCCCUGAGCAGAAAGUGCCCUAAGUGCGAUGCAGCAUACCGGGAAAUGGGCUGCUCUGGGUUAAGGGAGAUAGCAGCUGCUGGUUGCAAAGACAAUGGUUUUUUCUGCAAAGCAGCCGAUGUCCCCAGACUGUGUGUUGACUAACCCCGUGAUUAGAAGUGACAUUGUCACUGUAGUGUUCUGCUCAUAAUGCUGUCAAAUCUGGUAGAACUACUGCCAAGUGGUUCAUUACACCCUAGUGAAAUAGUGGAGCAUGAGGCAAAAGUCUGUAAAGAAAGGCUGGAGGCCUUCUUAACAGCUUCUGAAGGUUGAUAGGAACUGCAGAAUGGAGGGAGUUGGUCAAUCCCUUCUGACUUGCGAGUCUGUUGACCCCUAAAAGUUUGGGGGAGUGAGGACAGACCUUGCUAAUUACUCUUCUGCCUUGGCCCUUUCCCAUUCUGAAUCCAGGGGAAAUGCUCGGCACAGCUCUUUGGCUCCUGCUUAUUGUUGUGGCCUCAUUCUCCUUUUGAAAAUCCCAGAAGGGUUUGUCCAAGUGUAUGCAUCUUAUCAGCACUGCACAAAGGGAAGGAAAAGUUCAGCAGCAUGGACUUUGUUUGUUUGUGUUGCCACACGCUUGUGACCUGGGGAAGCUGUGACAGGUCUGUGCUCUCUAUCGCACGCUGCACUGACUCAUGGGACUCAGUAGAAUGGGGCAUGCAGGUCUUAUCAGCAGCCAGGGGUUAAUCGUGGGUGGGCGGAUGUUUGUGGCACCAGGGCUGUCUGUGGCAGCAGCUGUUAUUGUCCGUGUGAGAGGCCGGCAGUGUGGAGGGGCACUGAUUGGGACAUGCCAACGUGAAAUGCUGGCACGGAGCCCCUGUGCUGACGGCAGCCCUAUUGUGCUGGGGUGUUAGGAGGGCUAUGGGCAUGCCAGGCUUUACAACAAAGCGUUUGGCUCCGUGGAGGCUUCUAGCACGGGUGCUGAGAAGAUGGCCUCCCCAGGUCCUCCAGGGACCCGCAUGACGUCCACAGUCAGCAUCAACAUUUCUACCCCUUCCUUCUACAACCCACAGAAGAAGUUUGCACCCGUGGUUGCCCCUAAACCCAAGGUGAACCCCUUCAAGGCUGGGGGUGCGUCAGAGUCAUCGCUGCCCCCACCUCCUGGACCUGGUGCCCAGCGUGCUCAGAUAGGGAAGGUGGGGGAGAUUCCAGUACCACCCAUGUCCCUGCUGGCAGAAGACCUGCCGCUGCCACCUCCUCCUCCACCUGGGGAGGAUGCAAGCUUUUCCUCAAACUGUGCAUUUCCACCACCCCCACCGCCCUUUGAAGAACCUUUCCCACCAGCCCCAGAUGAAGCUUUUCCUUCACCUCCUUCUCCACCUCCUCCUCCUCCACCAGUGUUCGAUGAAGGACCUGUGAACAAGGUUCCUGCCCCACAGGUACGUGGCAAGAUGAGCAGCGUUGAUCUUGAGAUUGACUCACUGUCUGUAAUGUUGGAUGACAUGGAGAAGAAUGACCCCUUCAAAUCCCGGAUCACUGCAGGAUCCACAGGUUCUCUGGAGAAACCGCUGGCCGCAAUAGCCCCCGUGGAAAUACCAUCUGGACCCAAAGAUACUCCUCAUUCCUUUCCUUCUAAGUUCACACCAAAGCCAAGUGGAAGCUCAUCUUUCAAGCCCCCUGGGGUGGAUUUGAACCCCACCCCAACCCCAUGGGCAGCCCCACAGCAACGCAAGGAGCCCCAGGCACCAGUCCCUCCACCCCCCUCUCUCCCUUCUGCUCAGCCUACCCCUAAAUUCGCCCCAUCUCCUGUUGCUGGCUCUCCUAAGUCUGUGUCCAAAUCAGGUGACAGUGUUCCAGUGGCUCCCUCAAAUUCUACAAGACACCCUACUUCCCUUCAGACUCAGUUCACAGCCCCUUCACCUUCAGGCCCCUCCUCUCGACCACAGCCCCCUAAUUUCACCUAUGCCCAGCAGAGGGAAAGACCCCAAGUGCAGGAGAAGCCACGUCCAACAGAAAAACCUGCUGCUGCAAAAGACACGCAUAGACCCACAGGUUCCAGUGCAGAUCCACCUAGGGGGAAUUCCUGUCUGACAAUGAAGGAGGUAGAAGAGCUGGAGAAGUUGACCCAGAAACUAAUGAAGGAUAUGGAGCAUCCACCCCCAGCAGAGGCUGCAACUUCUGAGCUCUGCGGCUUCUGCCGGAAGCCCCUGUCACGAACCCAGCCAGCUGUGAGGGCCCUGGACCGCCUCUUCCACGUGGAAUGCUUCACCUGCUUCAAAUGUGAGAAACAGCUGCAGGGGCAGCAGUUCUACAAUGUGGAUGAGAAGCCCUUCUGUGAGGACUGCUAUGCUAGCACCCUGGAAAAGUGCAGCGUCUGCAAGCAGACCAUCACAGACCGGAUGCUGAAGGCCACUGGUAACUCAUACCAUCCCCAGUGCUUCACCUGUGUGAUGUGCCAUACCCCCCUGGAGGGGACCUCUUUCAUUGUGGACCAGUCCAACCAGCCUCACUGUGUGGAUGACUACCACAGGAAGUAUGCUCCACGCUGCUCAGUCUGUAGUGAACCUAUCAUGCCAGAGCCUGGAAAGGAUGAGACAGUGCGUGUUGUUGCACUGGAGAAAAAUUUCCACAUGAAAUGUUACAAGUGUGAGGACUGUGGGAAGCCCUUGUCCAUUGAAGCAGAUGAGAAUGGGUGCUUUCCUCUGGAUGGGCACGUGCUGUGUAUCAAGUGUCACACUGCCCGUGCAAAAACAGCGCGCUGAGGAGCUCUGAGGAGGCAUUCCCUCGAGCCCCCCACUCUCAGUACUCCUUCCCUCCCUGCCAUUGUCCUACCCCUCUGCCUGACAAGGCAGACUGCUACCAAUGGAGACUAUGCCAGCACAGUUCUUUACUCAUGUAGGAUUCACUGCUCCUAGACUUCACUCUGCACACCCACCAAGAAAGGAUCUCUUCUCCUGUCACUGCUUCCUGGCCACAGUGUAUUCCAGGCUGGGGGCUGUGAUAAGGUUAGUGCACAACUGCUGUUCCCUCGAGACUCUGGAGGAUAAAGAUCAGACCUCCACCACCGCCUGGUGGAAGAAGGAAGAAAGACCUGGUAGCAGGUGCUGGGAAGGGCUGAGAGCAUUCUUCAGUUUCGUGGAGCCAAGAACAAUGAUUUGACUUGAGAAGGUGGAAGCCUGCAUCGUGGCACCACUUCUGUCUUUUAUUUUAUAUCUUGUGACACCUCGUUAUCAGGAUGCCUUCCUCUGCCUGCUCCCGCACCUGGAUUAGAGUGUGGAGGCAGAAAGUAGUGGGAAUCUGUUGCUGUUGCUGGAGAAAGCUAACCUGCUAUAGCUUUUCUGUCUCUAAAGGAUUUUACUGAUUAACUGUCUUGUCAUUUUUUUCCUUAGCCAGAUUAAACUGGCAGUGUUUGAAAUACUACUCUGAGUUUGGAAACUUUUUUUUUUUUAAAAAUCUUUUUCCCCUUCCCAAAAUGAUUUGUUUCCCAGUGCGGUUUCUGGACAGCCAGGCUGGGCACCAGAGUAGCAAAGCAGUCCAAAGAAUGCAUGUUUACAAAUAAAGACCGUCGUAAGGACGGGCAGCACAUGGUGAGGAGGCGUCUCAGUGCAUGGAUAAGGAUUCAGCAGACUGAGGAAUGUCUCCUGUUCCAGUAGGGUUUCUUUCACUGCUGUCAGUGAAAGCUGCAGUGUAAUUGCAAUGUACUGUCUGGCUCUAAGUGUUACUGCACCGAGCCCCAUUUCCUGGACUAGAAACUGUCUCAAACUGAACAAACCUUUUGAAUAACAACACUGUCCAACCACUGUUUGCAUUCAAUAAAAUGUGUGGUUUUUUUCCAUUAA
This is a messenger RNA of Corvus hawaiiensis (hawaiian crow), 4502 nucleotides long. RefSeq names its product zyxin (gene ZYX). Gene Ontology annotation, biological process: integrin-mediated signaling pathway; transforming growth factor beta receptor signaling pathway. The record is from RefSeq and is a predicted model, not a curated record. The transcript has 10 exons. Lineage: Eukaryota; Metazoa; Chordata; Aves; Passeriformes; Corvidae. The coding region runs from base 1653 to 3425 and encodes 590 amino acids.